AUGUCUUCAUAUCCACAAACUUUUAAUAAUAAUCAUAACAAUGUUUCAAGAGAAGGACCUAAUGGACCUAUGAAUAAUUCACCAAAUCUUCCUCCUCCGUUAAAUUUAACUCAACGAAAUCCUCCAUUACCUCCACAGCAUUCACAUCCACCUCCACAACAUUCACCUCCGCCACAACAUUCACCUCCACCACAAUAUUCACCACCUCCACCACAUUCACCACCAAAAUUGAAAUUAUCAAAUUCGGAUGAUAAACAUGAUAAACCGAGACCUCCUAAAAAUUAUUCACCAAACGAACCACGUCCACCUGCUUCUUAUGAGGCUCCCAUAAUGGUAAAAACUGGUGGAAGAAGACAUCCACGUAAGCAAGGUAGAAAUGAUGAUUGUGAUUUAGCUGAUUGUUGUUCGACUUGUGGAUGUUUACGAUGUACCUGGACAUUAUGCAUUUUGAUUAUGGCAAUAUUCUUUAUGUUAGUUGGUAUAGGAUUACUGGCUUAUGCAAAAGUUUUACCAUCCAAAUGUGGACCAUUAUGUGAUCCAUCUAUCACGACUAAUAAUGAUAAAGUUGAUUCAACAAUAAAUAACGAAGCUCAACAUUGUAAUUCUAUAUGUACUCAAGGAACAUAUAAAGCUUUAUAUUAUGGUGGAAUAGGAAUUUUAGUAACGGGAUUAAUAAUGGCAGCCACACAAGUAUGUGGAAUGUUAUGUAAGGUAGGAAAAAGUGGCGGGAAAGGUUCUGGAUGUUGUUAUUGUUGUUGA
Messenger RNA from Diversispora eburnea, 759 nucleotides. NCBI's taxonomy places the organism in Eukaryota, Fungi, Glomeromycota, Glomeromycetes, Diversisporales, Diversisporaceae. The record is from the annotation of a GenBank genome assembly.